This is a messenger RNA of Colletotrichum spaethianum, 2232 nucleotides long. RefSeq lists its product as uncharacterized. The transcript has 2 exons. The coding region runs from base 1 to 2232 and encodes 743 amino acids. The record is from RefSeq and is a predicted model, not a curated record. NCBI's taxonomy places the organism in Eukaryota, Fungi, Ascomycota, Sordariomycetes, Glomerellales, Glomerellaceae. Gene Ontology annotation, molecular function: lipid binding.
AUGCUGUCCUUAUUCGGCUUCGACAGGUCGUCGCGCGAAGAACGCGAGCGUGAGCCUCUGCUGCCUCGCUACAACGACGACACAGCCUUGCAGGAACGUCUCCAUGAGAAGCUACACACCUAUCAAAUGCUUCGAGCUAUUGGGAAAGGUUACAUGCCCUCGAACGAGCAGCUCAUCAUCAAUCUGCGCACUUUGCUGUCUGCCGAUAUCCUCAAUCCCGAUACCCCGGAUCUCAGCGACUCAGGACGUGCCCUCGUUCUGAACGUUAAGCUGUUGAUCAAACAACUCAUCGAGCUGCUUCUCCACAAGAACGACAAGGACCAGAUUCAGGACUUUAUCUGGUAUCUCACCAAGGCCCGCCUGUCCGUUGACGCGUACGACAUUGGAGCUCGAGCAUCCAAGGCCAAAGCGAGGGCCGAUACAGUUGCAGCAUAUAAGAGCUUACAAACUGUUGGAUCGCUGCUCCUCACAAACUCGGACUUCCGCUUGUUCCUAUCCGAUCUGAGUACUAUUGGUCGCGAGGUUUUCCGGGACACCGCCUUCACUCUUUCUGACGUCUCCAAGCAAGCGGCCAAGGAUAUUGAGCCGUCGAAAGAAGAGGAAGAAGCCGUCAAGCAUCCUAACGGCGAUUCGAAGCCUCCGCCAUCCAAGGACGACUUCCAGGGUGAAGUUGUUGAAGUCUCUAAGGUUCUCACUGAUGGCGUCGCCCGUGUGGCUGACGAGGCUGGCCAAAGCCUAGCCGAUCAUGUCACAGGCGAGGAGCAGGAAACGCUCGUGCACAGGCUGAAGAAUACCGUUGUCAACCUACGCGGUAGAAAGGAUUAUUCUGAUUCAGUAUCGACGCUCUCUCUACUCAUCAGGCGCUAUCUCCUAGUCUACUCUCACGCCGUUUCGGACACCAUUCAUGUUGCCCAGGAGGACAUCGACACCAAUCCCGAAGCCGACCGCGCACUCCAUAACUUUUGGCUAUUCUUGACCUCCCUCGGCGAUCGCGAGCAUUGGAACGAGGUCGAGCGUAUGUUCAAGGUGGUAAUGGAACACGGCCGCAGUGACCCCGAGUUCGACAAGCUUGUUAAACAAAUUGGUAACCUGCUCCAAGAUAUCCUUACGGACCCCGACUUCUUCGAACAUGCCGAAGAACGCUUCAAGGAGCUGAGGGCAAAGUCGAGGGAGUUGACCUCGGAGUCUUCGAUACGCGAUGAUCUCGAUGCCCUGCUGGACCGAGUGCAUCUGGCCUUGCACUCUGUUCUCGAGGAUACCGACAUCAAGAAAGCUUUGAACACAACGAAGAGAAUCCUCAAGAUCCUCUCCCCCGCUAAUCAGUACACAAAUGGAGAACUAUUGGCCGAUUCAACCAAUAUUUUCAUACCCUUGUUGAUUCAAGCCAUUCAAUACAUCCCCAUCCCUCGCCUAGAGGUCUCGGUGCCGACUAUUGAUCUUCUCCUGGAGAACCUAAUUUUGGAGCCAGGCCGAACAGUCAAUAACAGCUCGUUCUUACCCUUCAAGCUCAACAUCUCGACCCAGAACGACGUCGAGAUUCGGAAAGCCCGGUUCCGGACGACCACUUCGGUCACCACCCUGAUGAGAAUUACCCUGUCGGGCUUGUCAAUUGCCGCCGAAGACCUCGGGUAUUGGCUGCGCCUCCAUUCGGGCAUAUUGAGACUGGGCGACGCUGGGAUUGCGGGGUUCCACCUAGAUGAGCGCGGUAUUGACGUUGCCAUCGAUGUGGAGGUUGGAAAAGACCGCCUCGAGAACAUAUUGACUCUUCAUAAUGUCCGUGUUCGCAUCCAUCAUCUCGAUUACAGCCUUCGGAAGAGCAACUUUUCCUGGCUGGCUUGGCUUUUGAAACCUCUUAUUCGGCCGACCGUUAAGGCGGCACUGGAGGCACAAAUUGCAACCAGUAUUAGCGAGGGCCUCCAUUUCGCCAACAGAGAGCUACUCUUUGCGCGUGAGCGUCUACGAGCGACUCGUAUUGCCGACCCGCAGGAUUUGUGGACUUUUGUCAAGGCCGUGGCAGCGAGAUUGGUGCCACCAGAGGAUCCAGAUCUGUACACCCGCGUGGGUGUCACGCAGCCUGGACGGGGAGUGUUCAAGGGGGUGUAUGCACCUGGCAGUCUGGUCAAAAUGUGGAACGAAGAGGCGGCGCUUGCCGGCGACAGAGUGCACGAGUACCAAAGAGAUGGCUGGCGCAACUCAAUCUUUGACGUUGGCACUACUGGUGUCACCAUCUGA